Molecule: messenger RNA, 420 nt
Organism: Paramuricea clavata
Lineage: Eukaryota; Metazoa; Cnidaria; Anthozoa; Malacalcyonacea; Plexauridae
Source: the annotation of a GenBank genome assembly
AUGACAUCGACAACCGACGCCUUCCAAGGUGGGUUGACACCGACAACCAGCGCAUUCCAAGGUCGUUUGACACCGACAACCAGCGCCUUCCAAGAUGGUUUGACACCGACAACAAGCGCAUUCCAAGGUGGUAUGACACUGACAACCAGUGCCUUCCAACCUGGAAUGACAACCAGCGUCUUUCAACCUGGUAUGACACCGACAACCAACGCCUUCCAAGGUGGUAUGACACUCGCAUAUAUUCGUCAUGGCCAGCGAUCGCCAAUUGAUCCAAUAAUAUAUCAAGCACAAAUCAGUUCUCUUCCAACCUACCACGCCCAGCAGUUUAGUUCAGCAAGACAGAAACCAGAUUUUGGUUCAUUCGCAUACACGAGACUCCCAUCCAGGGUUAAUUGGUCAGAACUUGAAGCUAGGUUUUAA